GACUAGCGGUUAAGGUGCCAUAUUACCGCCUGGGACAAAAAUACCGCUUUCGACAACAAACGACCUAAAAAUUAAAUAAAUGUUAUUUAGUUAGUGUUGUUUUGGUGAAACCUCUUUUAAAGAAUCAUUACUGAGUAUUUAUUUAACUUCAAAUGACGUCACGCCACGUGUUUUGGUCAUUUUUCUUUAUCGUCGUCGUUCUUUGUCCACUUAACUUUCAGGGGACGCUCUGCAGCCAAUCAAAGCAGUGAGUCGGAUACAGCAACAAAAUAAGAACAGGUGCAGCAUCAGGAGGCGUGUCCUGGGAUCCACCAAUCACAGCGUUGUAAAAAACACCAAGACCUGGCUGUCCGGUGACAUCACAGGAAGUUGGAUGAAGUUCUGUCGAACCCGGACGCUCUCGAUGUUUUCACAACUCCGUCACUCAGAGGUACGAGCAAACUCUGCUCUGUGAGGACUUCUGCAAACACCAGACAAACAUCGUCUCCUCCUCCGACACGCUGACAUGAACGAGGAGGCGGAGGAGGCACAGCUGUCCGAGGAGGUGCUGGAGGCCGAGGAGCAACAAGAGGAGGAGGAGGAGAAGUCAGAGGGCAUGCAGGAGGAAGAGGAAGAGCAGGAGGAGGUGCAACUUGUGGAAGAAGUGCAGCAAACUAAAGAGGAGGAGGUUGAGUCUGAGGGAGGGCAGGAGGAGGAGGAGGACCUGCAACUUGUGGAAGAGGUGCAACAGGAGCAGAAGGAGGUGCAGCAAACUGAAGAGGAGGAGGUUGAGGUGGUGCAACAACAGGACGGAGAGCAGGAGGAGUCAAAAGAGCUGCAGAGCGAGGAGGAGGAAGAGCAGGAGAAGGAGAGCGUGGAGGUGCAGCAAACUGAAGUGGAGUUGCAACUUGUGGAAGAGGUGCAACAGGAGCAGGAGGAGGUGCAGCAGCAGCAGCCUGAGGAGCUCCUGCACACUGAGGAGGAAGAGGAGGAGCUGCAGCAGCAGCAGACCGGACAGGAGGAAGAAGAAGAGCAGCAACAGGACGAAGAGCGGCAGUCUGAGGAGCUCCUUCAGACCGGGGAGGAGGAGCCGCAGCGGGAGGAGGAGGUGCAGAUUGUUGAGAUGUCACAGACUGAGGUGCAGCUGAGUGAAGAAGGGGUGCAGGACUUGGAGGACUCUCUGGAGCAGAACCACAAUCAGCAGGUCCUGAUCCGCCUCAGAGGCAUGCAGAAAUAUAAAAGUACUUCACAGAGGCUCAAGAUGGUCCUGGAGCAGAUGGACCGAGGCGUGGUGGACCUGCAGGAGCUCCGCAGGAACCUGGAGCUUGCCGCUGCCAUGUUGGACUCUGUUUACACGGAUGAGACCAGGCGUCUGUUGGACACCGAGGACGAGCUCAGCGACCUGCAGGCAGAGUCGGUGCCCACCGAGGUGCGUGACUGGCUGGCGUGUACCUUCAGCAGAAAGAUGGGUGUGGCCAAGCGCCGUCCGGAGGAGAAGCCGAGAUUCAGGAGCAUCGUCCACGCAGUGCAGGCUGGGAUAUUCGUAGAGCGGAUGUACAGACGGACGUCCAACAUGGCCGGUCUGACCUACCCUCCCACAGCUCUGACAGCUCUCAAGGAAGUGGAUCAGUGGUCGUUUGAUGUUUUCUCCUUCCACGAGGCGACCGGAGACCACGCCCUCAAGUUCCUGGUGUAUGACCUGCUGACCCGCUAUGACCUCAUCAACAGGUUCAGGAUCCCGGUCCAGGCUCUGGUCCAGUUUGUCGAAGCUCUGGAGAACGGAUACAGCAAGCACAAGAACCCGUACCACAACCUGAUCCACGCCGCCGACGUCACGCAGACCGCACACUUCCUCAUGCUACACACAGGACUCAUGCACUGGCUGAGUGAGCUGGAGAUUCUCGCGAUGGUUUUCGCCGCAGCCAUCCACGACUUUGAGCACACAGGAACCACCAACAACUUCCACAUCCACACCAGGUCAGAGGUCGCCAUCCUGUACAACGACCGGUCGGUGCUGGAGAACCAUCACGUGAGCGCCGCCUACAGGCUGAUGGCGGAGGAGGACAUGAACAUCCUGAUCAACCUGAACAAAGACGACUGGAGGGAGCUGAGGGCGCUGGUGAUAGAGAUGGUGAUGUCCACAGACAUGUCGUGUCACUUUCAGCAGAUAAAGACGAUGAGGAACGCUCUGACUCAGACACACAGUAUAGACAAAGUGAAGGUUCUGUCUCUGAUGCUUCACGCUGCAGACAUCAGUCAUCCGGCCAAAGCCUGGCCGCUGCACUACCGCUGGACCCACAGUCUGAUGGAGGAGUUCUUCAGACAGGGGGAUAAAGAAGUGGAGCUCGGCCUUCCUUUCUCUCCUCUCUGCGACCGUAAAGCCACCAUGAUCGCCCAAUCACAGAUAGGUUUCAUCGACUUCAUCGUGGAGCCGACCUUCAGCGGUUUGGUCGACACAACGGAGAAGGUGAUUGGUCCUCUGAUUGAAGAGGACAGGAAAGCCAGAGAGAGUGGAAACAGGAGGUCCAGUCUUACAGGAAGUGGUUCGGUCACCGUGGAGUCGGUGCAGAAACACAGUAGUGGCCGCCUUGGCACCAGUGAUGACGUACACAUGGACUUCUCUCUGACUGCCAUCGACCUGCCGGCUCUGAGGGUUCACCUGUCGGGAGUCAUCGGCAGCAACAAGGACAGAUGGAAAGAGCUGUCUGUGCAUGAGCUGGCCAAUAAGGAGCAGGAGGAACAAGAGGAUGUGGCAUCCAAUGUCAACUCCGACAACCAAUCACAUGCCUCACCUAAUCGCGCCCCUGCAGACCAAUCACAAAACUGCGACGAUGCCCCUCCUGAAGAAACACACGGAGAAGAGUCAACUGACCACGAUCCUGAAGACCACCUGACCUGGAAUGGGGCGGGGUCAGAGGAGGAAAAGGAGGAAGAGGAGGAGGAAGAAGUGCCUGAAAACGCCUGAGGAGGAACUACGGCUAACUCGCCACUCUUAUCUGACCGUGGCAGGUCACCAUCGUGACGAUGAGGGUUCGGACUCUUCUGUUUAAGCAGCAGCUGACUCAGCGGCCCCUCAGUGGACCCCUGAAGGGCCCUCAGACCUUAUGUUUACAACCGACAAUGAAAAAAAAAUUAAUCACAUUUAAAGUGACGCCGCUCAUCAGAGAUCAGCUUCUUAGCAGCUUCAUGGUCCGUCCACAGAGCUGAAUGUGUUUGUGAUUGUAUUAAAGACUCAGAGGAAUAAUGUCUGAAAAUAUAAAUAUAAACAGAGACAGACAGACAGGUGAAAAACAACAAGGGCAGAAUGUAAAUUCUUAUUUAAGGCCGUUAAAUGUUCAUAACCUGGAGGAGUGAGACGUGGAGCUGUUAAGAAGCCGUCGUGGAGGUUUUUGUGAUUGAUGCUAAACUCUACUGUUACGAGUGUGAGGAAGGAUUUCUGCUCUUCUCUUUAUUCUGGGCUCAAAUCAUCACGACUGCUGUGUCUCUGACCACACCCCCAAAAAUGUGAUGUCAUGACUGCUGUGUCUCUGACCACACCCCCAAAAAUGUGAUGUAAUGACUGUUGCGCUUCUGACCACACCCCCAAAUGUGAUGUAAUAACUGUUGCGCUUCUGACCACACCCCCAAAUGUGAUGUCAUGACUGCUUUGCAUCUGGCCACACCCCCACAUUUGAUGUCAUGACUGCUGUGCCUCUGGCCACACCCCCACAUUUGAUGUCAUUGCCCCUAUACACGCGUAGGCCACUUUUCUCAGAUAUCAGGCUCAUGUUUAAAAGCUCUAAAGCUGUAAUCGUGAAGUGCAACUGUGUUUUAAGUUGGUGAAUCAUAUAAAUACAGCUAGUCUGACCGAGAUCUGCUUCAUUAACGACUUGUUAAUUCAUGAAGGCCUGAAAAGAUAAAGAAAAAUUAGGAUCUGAAGGUACAUUGGGACCAUAGACUGUAUAAAUAAUGGACAUAGUAUACGUGACAUCACCCAUCUGUUUCUGAAGCGCUGUUUUGAGGCCAAUGGGCAGCGGCAGCCAUAUUGGAAAUGUUGAACUCAACAUAACUUCUGUCUAGCGAGUGUGACGUAAGGAGGCGGGCUUUGAGCCUCUUAGCCAACAGCUACAGUGUUCCCGCCUGUCAAUCAAGUCAGCUGUGCUUCUCAUAAUGGAAACAUUGUAAUCUUAAUAUCUUUGAAUUUGUUGCUUUAUCAAAAAUUGAAUUGCCGCUUGUCCUAGACUUGAUAGAUUACUCUCUUUAGAACAUCUGACUUUCAUUGGCACUCUUGAACGAUGCAUAAAUAUAUCACUGCAGUUUUGAGCAGUAAUUGGGAAUUGAUGUGUCCCCGAUGCUCUGUAAUUACACAAUUCAACCACUAGUUGGGGGUUGGGUUUUUGUGCAUCUGUAUUUGGCCCAUAGACUCUAAAGCAGUGGUUCCCAAGUGGUCGGGACCCCUUAGGGGGUGGUGAGACAUUUAUUGGGGGUCGCAAGAUGCCUUCCAAAAGACGAUAAAAUCUUAAUAUGAUCUAAAAAUUGCAUCUUUUAUCAAUUUGUUGUAAAAACAUACAAAAUUUAACCUAAACCUAACUUCUGUCGAGUGAUUGUGAGGUAAAGAGGCGGGCUUUGAGCCUCCUAGCCAACAGCUACAAUGUUCCCGCCUGUCAAUCAAGUCAGCUGUGCCUCUCAUUGGAAGACUCUUAAUCUCAAUAUCUUUGAAAUUACCGUGUUAUGAAAAAAUUUGCCCCCCGUACAGAGUGUGCCGAUCAAGAAAUGAUCUAUCCAGACUACACUCGUCUUUUGAACCAGGUUGUAAACAUGUUUAUCUCUGCUGUAAAGAUCGUCUUCUUUGAAUGGGUGUGUAUGUGGUUUCUGGUACUUCAGGAGUCAGCCUCAAGCGGAUCCUUGAUGAACUGCAGUUUUUAACACUUCUGCAUUGGACUUUUUAGACCAGAGGUUGCCGCUUGGUUUUAAACAUAGACUGUAUUGGUAAUGCGGAACUCAACCAGGCAGAGUGUGAUGUAAAGAGGCGGGCUUUGAGCCUCCUAGCCAACAGCUAUGUGUUCCCGACCGGAAGUCAAGUCAGUCAUGUCCUUAUUUGGGCAAAAACUCGUAAUCUUAAUAUCGUCUGAACCGUCGCGUUUGAAAAAAAUUCACCCCCUAACAAUGUGUGCCGAUCAAGUAAUGAGCUAUCCAGACUACACUGGUCUUUUGAACCAGGCUGUAAACAUGUUUAUUUCUGCUGUAAAGAUCGGCUUUUUUGAAUUGGUGUGUAUGUGGUUCUUCCAGAGUCAGCCUCAAGUGGAUCCUCCAUGAACUGCAGUUUUUAACACUUCUGCAUUGGACUUUUUAGAGUGGAGGUUGCCGCUUGGUUUUAAAACAACAACAGGUCCCUGCCUCUUAAAGCUGCUGUUGGUAGGAAUGGUGUAAAAAACUUUUUUUCUGCUGGGUUUGGAGAAAAAGUCAUAAUACCCAUCGGUACUCAUCUGUAAGUGGAGUCAUUUGAGAUUAUGGUGAAAUCUCUGUGUUUUCCAAACCCCUCUUCCCCGUUAUCACGGACCAAUCAGAGCUACUCUCUGACCCCCUGUCCUGAUUGGUUGAGUGGUGGCCCCACUAUGUCGCCCUGUUUGGCUGGGAAGCCACUACUUCCUCAUAGAACAUGCACAACGAUCUUUUGUGGGUGGGGUUACAGGUGGUGAGAGGAAAUCUCCAAACGAUGUUUAUAUCAUGACCAUCAACAGCAGCUUUAACUGUGAGCUAACUUAUUACUAUCACAGAGAAAGGCCGGGUUUAAAGUUUGGAUCGUUUGUAACAUGGUCCCUUUGAGACAUCACUGAAGUGGGCGUGGCCAGAAUUCCAACAUGUCUGACGGUUUGAGCCCAGAGCUGCAGAAAUCAAUGAGUGUGGAUAAAUAAUCAAUCAUUACCACAGGUGAGUUUACACACGUGAUCGCUCUAUGGGAGGUUUUUAAUCACAUGAAGGUCGUCUUGUUGUACUUUUGGCCGAUAUAGUCAUAAGUUAGCGUAACAUUAUACUCUCCGCCAUCUUUGUAGAAACUUUGGACUCUCUUAAAGCAGCAUCAAGAAUUUGUCUGAAAAAGAAAAAAAAAAAGCCAGAGUUUAAAAUUUUAAAGAGAGAGAGCUCAGAGAUCAGACGGCUCCUGUUGUUUCUGUACAUCCGACUGUUUAUGAGAACUGUGCAUUUAAUCACCACGGCAACAAGGGCAACAGAAACACUUCUUGUUUCUAUAGCAACAGCCAAGGGGCCGGAGGGUGGAGCCAACAUGGCCGACGGUGGAAACUCUUUAGGUCUUCUGAGCACUGUGUCCGUUAAUGCAGCGUGUGCUAUAUUCAUCGUGUGCUCUAUGGCUCUCUGUGUGUGUGUGUGUGUGAGAGAGAGGGAGUGUGUGUGAGGUUGUGUGUGUGUGUGUGUGUGCUCUGUAUAUUGUACAGCUGUUUUCUGUAUUAUUGUAUUAAACAUUGAGGACUACA
This is a messenger RNA of Notolabrus celidotus (New Zealand spotty), 6449 nucleotides long. RefSeq names its product phosphodiesterase 1A, calmodulin-dependent (gene pde1a). Gene Ontology annotation, molecular function: 3',5'-cyclic-nucleotide phosphodiesterase activity. The coding region runs from base 506 to 2944 and encodes 812 amino acids. The transcript is spliced from 18 exons. NCBI's taxonomy places the organism in Eukaryota, Metazoa, Chordata, Actinopteri, Labriformes, Labridae. The record is from RefSeq and is a predicted model, not a curated record. Gene Ontology annotation, biological process: signal transduction.